AUUUAAGGGACUAGUAAAUAAGUAAUGAGAUUUUAGCGACUAUGUGGCAAUUAGUGAUCAAUAUAAUGGACUAAUAUGCAAUUCCUCCAACCAUGUUUUCUCACUCUGAGCUGGUUUCCGACGAAGCAGCGGCUCCAUUAAUAAAACAGAGCUCACAUUCACAAAAUUUCAGUCCAAAAGAGAGCGAGAUCUGAAUCAAAUGCACAAAUUAGGGAUCUGAGCGCCGCCGUUAGGGUUUUCUUGACUCUCGGCCCGAUGCUGUCUUCAAGCUCGUGGAACCAUCGCAUGAGGCCGAUCUUCUUCCUCCUCCUCUUCGCUCUCUCUCUCGCCGCGGCCGCCGUCGUCUUCUUCCCCUCGUCGGAGUUCUCCACUCGAUUCCUAUCGACGACAUCCUCCUUCAAGCCCUUUUCGACGGAGAAAUCGGUUAUUUGGACGGCCCCUAGGGUUUUUGAGUGGCGGCCUUGCAGUUGGUGGACUCUUGAAGCUUUAACUGCUUUGCCGGAGAGAGCAAAUGGCUACAUCAGAGUUGAUUGCUACGGUGGCCUCAACCAACUGAGGCGUGAUUUGUGUGAUGGAAUUGGGAUAGCUCGUAUUUUAAAUGCAACUUUGGUGUUGCCGAAAUUUGAGGUUGCGGCGUAUUGGAACGAGUCAAGUGGUUUUGGGGAUGUAUUUGAUGUAGACUAUUUUAUUCAAGAAACCAAAGGUUUUAUUGAGAUUGUGAGGGAGCUGCCAAAAGAGAUUGCAUCAAGGGAACCGUUCAAGGUUGACUGCAGCAAGCGCAAAGGACUUUUUGACUAUGUUGAGGCUGUUCUUCCCUCUCUUCUGGAACAUCGCUAUAUUUCUAUUGCGCCAGCAAUGAGCCAACGGAGAGACAGGUACCCUUUAUAUGCCAAGGCCGCCUUCUGCCAAGCUUGCUACAAUGCCCUUCGUCUCAACAAAGCCCUAGAAUCCAAAGCCCUUGAUCUCCUGAACUCCAUCCCAAAACCCUUCCUCUCUCUUCACCUAAGAUUUGAACCUGACAUGGUAGCCUACAGCCAAUGCCAAUAUUCCGGCCUCUCCUCCCAAUCCCAAGAAGCCAUUGAAUCAGCCCGUGGAGAUCGAAAACCAUGGACCGGCGAUUCUGCCCGUAUCUGGAGAGCCCGUGGAAAAUGCCCCCUCACACCUAAAGAAACCGCCUUUAUCCUCAAAUCACUCAACAUCCCAACAAACACAACCAUCUAUUUGGCAGCAGGAGAUGGCAUUAUGGAGGUCGAAGGGUUUACAUCAGUCUACACCAAUGUCUAUACUAAAGCUUCAUUUCUCAGCAGUGAGGAUAUUGUCCAAAUGCACGUGAUGAGGACACUGAAGGGGAAGCACAAGACUUUGUUUUUGAGCAGAAGGGGUUUUUCGGUUCGUAGCGCUGAAGGGAUGAGAGGGGAUGAGUUGAGGGAGGCAAUGUGGAGGGAGCACAGGGAGGAUUUUGUAACUGGUAGGGGUUUGGCUUUGCCUGAUUGUUUCUGUGAGUUUAGAUUGUGAUUUUGAGUUCCAAGUGUUUGGUUUUGUAAACUAUUUUUUUGUCUCUCACUUUUGAAUCUUUCAAAGAAUUUUCAUGUUCCAAAAUCAUGUAUUUGAUUGACUAGUUCUGGUAAAAAUAUGCUGUCUGUGUACUUUUUUGGCUGCGGACAUUACACGAUUUUUUGUUAAGGUUCAUUUGGCCAACAAUUGUAUUCAGACC
Messenger RNA from Asparagus officinalis (garden asparagus), 1714 nucleotides. RefSeq lists its product as uncharacterized. Lineage: Eukaryota; Viridiplantae; Streptophyta; Magnoliopsida; Asparagales; Asparagaceae. The transcript is spliced from 7 exons. The record is from RefSeq and is a predicted model, not a curated record. Gene Ontology annotation, cellular component: cytoplasm. Bases 256 to 1515 code for a protein of 419 amino acids.